AUGGCGCUCACUUCGUUCUUGAUUAAGGAAGGUUCAACACUAGCAAACGAAAUCGCAAGCAAUCUAUAUGUUGAUAACAUCAUGAUGCAGGCGGAAACUCCAAAAGAAGCUCUGCAAAAGUACAGAGAGUCGAAAAAGCUGUUAAAUCGCCUCUGGGUAUUCGCGGAUGCCAGCAAUAUUGCUAUGGCUACCUGCGCUUACUUACAGUGCAAAUUAACAAGCGAGGUCACGCCAUUGAUUAGCGGAAAAACAAGGUUGACGCCAAAAAAGAUAAAACAAACUAUUCCGCGCCUUGAAUUGGUUGCUAUUUUAAUGGCAACAAGGCUAUGCAAUAACAUCAGAUUGAACGAAAUCGCACUUUGUUGGAUAAAAAGUUGUAAAAAAUUACCGGUUUUUGUUGAAAAUCAACGCAAAAAAAUCGUUGAAAUCAAGACCAAACUCGAAUCUGAUGGCAUUUCCAUUGAUUUCUUUCACUUGCUACUGCUCACAAUCCAGCAGAUGCAGGAACUAGAGGAUUGA
Ostertagia ostertagi is the source of this 519-nucleotide messenger RNA. The record is from the annotation of a GenBank genome assembly. NCBI's taxonomy places the organism in Eukaryota, Metazoa, Nematoda, Chromadorea, Rhabditida, Trichostrongylidae.